This is a messenger RNA of Plasmodium berghei ANKA, 1269 nucleotides long. RefSeq names its product 26S proteasome regulatory subunit RPN10, putative. Gene Ontology annotation, molecular function: polyubiquitin modification-dependent protein binding. Gene Ontology annotation, cellular component: cytosol; nucleus; proteasome regulatory particle, base subcomplex. Bases 1 to 1269 code for a protein of 422 amino acids. The record is from RefSeq and is a predicted model, not a curated record. NCBI's taxonomy places the organism in Eukaryota, Apicomplexa, Aconoidasida, Haemosporida, Plasmodiidae. The transcript has 2 exons. Gene Ontology annotation, biological process: proteasome-mediated ubiquitin-dependent protein catabolic process.
AUGAGUAAUAUCGAAGCUACAAUUAUUUGCAUAGAUAACAGCGAUUAUAAUAUGAACGAAGAUAUCGUUCCAAAUCGGUUUAUGUCCCAGAUUGACUGUGUAAAUAUACUAUGUUGUAACAAAACAAGUAUGCAUUAUAAAAAUAGUAUAGGAGUGUUAGUUAUGGCAGGGGAUGGAAUAAAAGUAAAAGUAUCAUUAACAAAUGAUAUUGGGCAACUAUUAUCUUGUAUUCAUGAUAUAAAAAUAGAUGGAUCAUGUGAUUUAAUCAGAAGUUUGCUUAUUGCACAAUUAGCAUUAAAACAUAGAGUUGAUAAAAAUUUAGAACAAAAAAUAAUUAUAUUUAUUGGAAGCCCUAUAGAAGUUAAUGAAAAACAAUUAAUAAAUACUGGGAAACAAUUAAAAAAAAAUAACAUAUCGAUUGAUAUAAUUAGUUAUGGAAAUAUAAAUAAAAAUAGGGAUAAAUUAAAUAAAUUAUUUGAAUCCACAAAUAAUAAUGGAAAUUGUAGAAUUAUUGAAUGCCCAGAAAAUGAAGAAAAUUUAAGCAAAUAUGUUUUGAAUAAAAUUUUAAACAAUAAUAACUUUAAUAUGAACAAUUUAGAUGAAGAUGCACAAUUAUUAACAGCAAUGGAAUUGUCUAUGGGUGCAUCUAAUAAUACAACAGGUGUUCCAAAUACACUUUCAAAUAAUAAUACACAAUCUGAUAAUAAUAAUAUAAAUUCAAGAAAAAACCUUAAUGAUUUACCAACUAUUCAAGAUAUUGAAAAUAUGAAAGACAUUGAUAACGAACUAAAGGAAGCCUUACUAUUGUCCUUAAGAGAAUACAAUGAAAAAAAUAAAACAGAUCCUGAAAAUCAAAAUGAAAAUAAUAAAAUAAAUUCAGAAUUAAAAAAUGAAGGAAAUGGAGAAAAUCUUACAAUAGUUAAUGAAGAAUAUAAAAAUAUUUUUGAUAAUGAAAAAACCGAUUUACAAACAAAACAAAUUGGAGAAAAAAAAGAAAACGAAAGUUAUGAAAAAGUUUUUAAAAUAUGUAAAGAUGAAAAUAUAGAAGAUGAUAAUAAUAAAUUUCAAAUAAAUCCAAAUAUUUAUAUUAAUACAGAAAAUAAUACUCAAAAUAUAAAUAAAGAAACAAAUGACGAUAAAAAUGAAUUUUCUAUUCAAGAUACAAAUUAUAUAUCCCAAAUCUUAGAAAAAAUACCAGGAAAUUCGACUAAUUUACUUGGAAAAAAAUCAGAUACCGAAAAAGAAAGUGACAAUAAUGAUGGUAAGUAA